Messenger RNA from Pomacea canaliculata, 1993 nucleotides. RefSeq lists its product as uncharacterized. The transcript is spliced from 8 exons. The record is from RefSeq and is a predicted model, not a curated record. NCBI's taxonomy places the organism in Eukaryota, Metazoa, Mollusca, Gastropoda, Architaenioglossa, Ampullariidae. The coding region runs from base 502 to 1518 and encodes 338 amino acids.
CUAUUCCUCUCUCCGUCCUUUGGCCUCAGCGUAACAGACACAACUAGGAAUAGAAGCAAAAAAAGCAAACCCAAACUUAACAUAAGUAUUGAAAUAGUGUCUUUACUUCGCUGCUUUCAGUUAAUGUUAAAAAUGUCAUGUUUCUGGAAAAGUGUAUAGCUGUUUACGACAACCAAAAACGUACAGCACGAUUUACCUUACCUACCAAAUGGCGGAUUGUUCUGUUUGAUUACAUUUCUUCCCGGAUUUUUUUCGUUCUCCUUUCUUACAUAGUGUACAUCUUAUUUUACAAUAUGUUUUUAAAGGCUUAAUAUAAUUUAUAAGUAUUCAUUGAUUUAUAAACAUGUUAAGUUCAAUUAUCCCAAACAUCUACGGCGAUACUAUCCUUGCUUCAGUAACGAUCACGAAACGACUCCUAAACAACAAUCACCUAUACUGUGCUAUGAUCACUCCACAUCUGAUCCCAUCAACUCCUGGCAUCACGCUAACCAUCUAGCACAAAUGUCGUCUCAUCCUAAAGGUGACCCCUCGCUAGCACCAAACUUGUCAUCUCAGCGUUCUACCAUAGAAGGUCAUUUGCCAGGCUGCUCUUCUGAUAUGCCAUUCUCACUGUAUGACACUGGGGAUGAAGCAGAAGAACAACGUACAAGCUCUACAGCACAAGAGCAAAAAGAAACUGGUUACAGCACAAAUUUAUUCAAGGCUGUGAAGAAGGGAGUGAUAGCUGCACUUAUGGGAUCGGCUUCAUCAAUUACAGAUUCUGACUACACCAAAAGUGCAGCCACUUCGACAACAGGUCUUCCAACUGCACGAAUCUCAGCAACAACAUCUACUCCUGCAGCGUCGGUGAGUGAAGCAUUGGGUUUCUAUCGAAUGGAAGAGGAAGUAGGACGUGAAACCCGAAACAUAGAAUUUAAGGCAGCAUACACAACCUUGAGAGAACGUGGCAAUGGGCUGUUUGAUCUUGUGGGCAAGUACGUGUGUGGCUUCCUCAACAGCACAGAAGGUGGAACACUCUACUUUGGUGUUGAUGACUCUGGAAAGGUAAGGGGCAGCCUUUGUUCACGCGGUGAGGAAGACAAAGUGCGUCAGAUUAUCGACCAGUCAAUCAGGACCAUUGAGCCAAGUGUCUUCCCAACUUCCUACAGAGUGCACUUCUGUCCUGUCAUGGAGGAGACUGGAUAUCUCUCAGACAAUCUUCAGGUGCUGGAGAUUGAGGUUUAUCCAACAAAGUCUCAAGGACGUCUUUAUGAUUUCAAAGGACAUAUCUAUAUGAGGCGGGAUGGUAGUCUGCAGGGUCCUUUGAAGGGACGGGAAGUGCAAGAGUGGAUAAGGACGAUUGCAUAUUGUGCACAUGCCAUCUGGAAAUUAUCCCAUAGCUCUGCACAGAUGCUUGAAAAUUGUCUUCCUGUGUACCACCUGCUUGAAACGACACAUCACAGCAAGGUCAGAAAGCAAGAUCUUGUUGGUUGCCUGUCUUCUUUACUAAGUCAGUGGUAUGCCUGCUUCCUCCACUGAGUUCAAUGCUCAGACAGCUGCAUGACAUUGCAUGAGUUGUCUUUUUUCAAAGCUAUGUUUUUGUACAUAACUCUUCACAGUGUAUUCAAAGGGAUAUUUCAUUACACCCAAACUGUCAAUAAUUCAGUAGUCCUUUGAUCUCUUCAUUAGGAAAAAGUAAUAUCCUGUUCGUUUCCUCUAUUCAUGACUAAUUAUACAUGUUGAAAAUAUGGGUUUACGCAAAACACAUUUUUUAGUUUAGUUUCUAUCACUUGGUUGAUCUAGCAACAGAGUAAAUCAGUACAAGAGAUAUAUGUUCCCAGUCCUAAUUUUAUUAGAGGAUUAGUUCACUUGUAGCCAUUGUUCUUCUUCCUUAAGUAUUGAAACUGCAUUGUCAACAGCUGCAAAAUUCUGGUUGAUAAUGUAUUGAGUGCCAUGUGUCUGAAAUCUGUGUCUUGGCCUUAUAGCAUUCAGUAAAGAAAAUUCUGAGAAGGAA